Messenger RNA from Colletotrichum truncatum, 1023 nucleotides. RefSeq names its product ribonuclease T2 family protein. Gene Ontology annotation, molecular function: ribonuclease T2 activity; RNA binding. Gene Ontology annotation, biological process: RNA catabolic process. NCBI's taxonomy places the organism in Eukaryota, Fungi, Ascomycota, Sordariomycetes, Glomerellales, Glomerellaceae. Gene Ontology annotation, cellular component: extracellular region. The record is from RefSeq and is a predicted model, not a curated record.
AUGACACACGGCAGAAUCCCCAGACAGAGCUCCGCCACGAACCUCACGUACACCAUCUCGACCCCAUCAACCGUCGAAAUCAGCUCAAUCAUAUAUACGCUAUUAACAUCAUCUUCAGAGAAGAAGCGCGAUAUGGCGCCGGCAAUUUCCCUCCGCGGCUUCUUCAGCCGCUUAACCUCUAUCCUCCCCCACCUCCAAUCCCAGACACCCCUGGGACCAAGCGACGCAACUCCCGCAGUCGUCCCCUACGAACCGCUCUCCGCGGCGCCAUCAUGCCCCAUCGACGGCCCUACGAGCUGCCACAAGACCUCGGAACCCGUCGACUCGUGCUGCUUCGUUUCUCCGUCGGGCAGGAUCUUGCUCACGCAGUUCUGGGACGAUACGGUGCACGCAGGCGGGGCGGAAGAGGAUUGGACUGUCCAUGGACUCUGGCCGGACCUCUGCGAUGGAAGCUACAAGGCAUUCUGCGGUAUGACGCCGCAUUUCAACAACAUUACGGAUAUUCUGAAGCACUACGGCCAGAACGACCUUUUGGCGUCGAUGGAGAGGUACUGGGUCGCGGCAUACGGCACAAACAACCACCUCUGGGCCCACGAGUAUAACAAACACGCAAGCUGCAUAAAUACGCUCUCGACGUCGUGCUACGGGACAUCUUACGAUGCGGGUAUCGAGGUCGUCGACUACUUCACGCGCGCAUUCAGCCUCUUCAAGCAACUCGAUACCUUCACGGCCCUCGAGCGCGCCGGCAUCGUCCCCUCACACGAGAAGCGCUAUCCCCUGGCGGACGUCACGCGGACGCUGGAGAGGCUGAGCGGCGGGCGGGUCGUCCUGCGGUGCUCGGGACGCAGGCGGGAUGUGCUGCACGAGGCGUGGUACAGUUAUUUCCUCAAGGGCAGCCUGCAGACGGGCCAGUUUGUCCCCGCGAGCGAGCUGGGAGAGCACGGAGAUGCGAAUAACUGUGCGAGUGAGGUCAGGUACCCGCCCAAGAAGUGCAAGGGCAACUGUCCGAAUGCGGAGUUGUAA